GUGGCGAAAGCAGCCGCCUCCGGUUCAGCUGAGCUCUUAAUUCGGUUCGGCUUCGCUGGGCUCGGCCGGGCGAUGAUGAUGCUCUCCGGGCGGCGGCGGAGACCCCGGCGGAGGAGCCACGACCCAUGACGCCCCCCUACGCGAUGUUCUACAGGUCACCUUCAACCAUGUCGCCGCCCUCCAAAAACCGAUUCAAGCGACAAAGUCGGAUAUUCUCCCAGGUCUUGUACCGGACGCUGAGCUACAAGGACCGCAGCUCGGUGGCCGGUUAUUUGGGAGCAAACAAGGAGGAUCCGUCCGAACUCUCCACCCAGGUCUCAGCUCCUGGAGUUCUCAAGAUCUUUGGAUGUCACAUCUGUGUGGGCACUCACUACAAGAGCGUCUUGGCCACGGCCAGCUCGAGUGCCCAAGAGCUGUUGAAAGAAGCUCUUGAGAGGUAUGGACUCAGCAGGGUAGAUGUGGGUCAUUAUGUUCUCUGCGACGUCAUCGGGACGUUUGCUGGCUCGGAGAAGCAGUGGAAGAUGGAAGGGUUGAGAAUCCUGAGGGACCACGAGAAACCUCUUUUGAUCCAGGACCUUUGGAAGCCGCGGGAAGGUUUCUCUCGGAGGUUUGAGCUUCGGAAGAGGUCUGAAGUGGAGGAGAUGACGGCCAAGGACAAAGACACCAUCACAGCAGGAAUUAACGCUCAGGCUCGGAAGCUCCAGCGCAACCGGACCAAAGGAACCAUGACUCUCUUGGUGGCUUGCCAUACUUCGCCCCCCAGCCUUAGGCGCACCGUCAGCGAGGCCAGCCUUAGCCAAGCAGGCCCACCGGAAGACCAGAAAGAGGAGGGGCCUCUUCGGCGGCACUACUCCACGCUGCCAGAGACUCUCCGAUGCAUGGAGGGGGUACCGGACGGGCGGGCGGCGGCUGCCCUUGAAGAGCCAAACGGAGGCAACACCUUGAGACUCUCGCUCUAUCAGUCCCCACAUCUGCUGCUCCUACAGGGAUACAGCCAGCAACAUGACAGGCUGGUGUACCUCUUGAACCGCGAGCAACACACGGUUGGCCAAAGGACUCAAGCCAGCAAGCCAAGCAUUAGCCUUUCGGCGCCCGACAUCCUUCCUCUCCACUGCUCCAUCCGGCGGGUGAAGCUGCCCACCCGUUCUCACCACCGCUGCGAAGAGAAGCUCAUCUUAGAACCCAUCGCGGGUGCCAACGUCUCCAUCAACUUCUCCGAGGUGGGGAAGACGGUAGUGCUCCGUCACGGCGACCUCAUCUCCCUCGGCCUCUCCUACCUGUUCCUCUACAAGGACCCUCUCAAAGCUCAGCUGCUGCCCACCCAGACGCUGGCGAAGCUGAAAGCCAUGCGCCGGGCUUCCGAACCCGAGCCGUCUUCCGCCACCUGCAAGUUGUGCGGCACCCAUUUCAAAGACAAGGCCUCCUCUUCCAAAAAGCAGGAGGGCCAGUCCUCCUCCGGCCGGAAGAGCAGCCAGAGGAAGCUGCAACUGGAAUUUGACAAGGCCAACGAAGAUCUCUUGCUGAGGAGGAUCAUGACGCUCAUCGAACCCACUGGAGACGACCACAAGUUGACGCCGGCCUUUUUGUUGUGUCUCUGCAUCCAGCACUCGGCCACCCAUUUUAGGCUGGGAGACUUUGGGCAGCUCCUCCUCAAGGCGACGAAAACGGUUCAGAAGAGCGUGUGGGAGAAAACAAACGAGCUUGCGGAAAAACAAUCCUUACACCAGGAUCCAGCAUCGCUUUCCCGCUUUACCAUCUCAGACCUUCUCCCCGACCUUCAGCACGUGGUCUUCUGGAUGUCCAACUCCAUCGAAAUCCUGUACUUCAUUCAGCAGAAAUCCCCCGUUUACAUCCAGAACAUGGAAGAAGAGCUGGACAUCAAAGGAUCUAAGGAAUCCCUCUUCUCCUUGACCAUCACAGCCAGUGAGGAAGCCAUGACGGUUCUGGAGGAAGUCAUCAUGUAUACGUUUCAGCAAUGUGUUUACUACAUCUCCAAGUCUCUCUAUGUGGCUCUUCCCCCGUUGUUGGAGUGCAACCCCUUCCAAAGCGAAGGCCGGGACGGUUGGCUGUCCUCGCCCCCGUUGCCCGAAGAAAUCCACAAAGUGGUGUUGAUUUACCAAGCCGCCCUGGACCUUCUCCAUCAGUACGAUGUCCACCCUGAAGUCACCUCCCAGAUGUUCGCCUACCUCUUCUUCUUCUCCAACACCCUCCUCUUCAACCAGCUCAUGGAAAAAGGUUCUUCUCUGGGCUGUUUCCACUGGUCAAAAGGGGUCAGGAUACGGGCCACCCUGCGUCUCCUUAUGGAGUGGGCCCAGAGCGUGGGUCUGGGGCCGCUAGCAGACCAGUUCUUCAGCAAACUCUCCAGCAUGGCCAGCCUGUUGGCAAUGCCAAAUUCUCAGCUGCUGCAGAUGACCUGGCCUGUCUUGAGAAGUGAGUUUCCUGCCUUGAACUCAGCACAGCUCAAUCAUAUCUUGACCCAGUACCAGACUUCGUCUGCCAUGGGGUGCGUCCCGGCUUGGCAACCCAGCAACAAUGAUGCUCUUGCAGCUGUGAGGACAGAUGAUGUUCUGGAAUCUUUUGAUAACCAUCCCCCCAUCAUGCUGCCCACCGGAGGGUUCAAGGUGGACCUGGAGACCGAUCAUCUUGAUGACAACGUCUACCGGCAUCUUCUGUACAUCCGCCAUUUCCUGUGGAGCCUACGCAGCAAAAGUCCCCACUCCAGUGACUCUCUGGAAGCAGAAACCCCAAAGACUGAGACAAUCAGCUGCCAAGUGACACCCCCAGCGGAGUCUGAGACAAUCAUUGGGUCAGUCGAGAGUGCCUUUGACUGGACAAAUGGCAGGCGGACGAUGAACGGUGAGAAGCCAAAGAUGGAGGAGAACGGCUCCCAGGUCACUGGUACCAACCUACCCAUCUCAGAUUAUGGGACUUGUGAGACACAGCUACCCAACAUUCUCCAACAGCAACAACUUGAGAGGCCAAAGGGGAAGAAUGGGACCAAGGCAAUCACGGUGUCCGUGGACUCCUCAUGUUUACUGACUCCGCCUAACACGCCUCUGAUCUUUGACUCCAUCGGCCUGGAAUUGUCCCCAGAAACUACUCCUGGGAAGGACAUCCCAGAGUCUCGGAGAAACGGACUCAACGGGACCAAAACCACAACCCAGGAAGGUAUGAAAGACGAUUAAUCAGGGUUGGAUCAG
Messenger RNA from Pantherophis guttatus, 3200 nucleotides. NCBI's taxonomy places the organism in Eukaryota, Metazoa, Chordata, Lepidosauria, Squamata, Colubridae. The record is from RefSeq and is a predicted model, not a curated record.